Molecule: messenger RNA, 1082 nt
Organism: Didymella exigua CBS 183.55
Lineage: Eukaryota; Fungi; Ascomycota; Dothideomycetes; Pleosporales; Didymellaceae
Exons: 1
Coding region: 1-999 (332 amino acids)
Source: RefSeq, a predicted model, not a curated record
AUGUCGCACGCACGUUCUGAAGCGUCGCCAACGCCAACGAAGCACCGCAACGGUAUCAUUCGCGCUUUAUCGAGCUUCUCGAAGCCUGUGGAGGAAUGGGGUGUUAGCAACGUGCCAGUCCUGUCUACAUCGGUCACGCCCAGGAGAGAACGAACUUCAGCGACCCAGUCGCGACGGAAUAGUGACAGUAGCAGAACUACUGCACCCUCGCCCUAUAGGCUAGAUCGAGCAGAUAUCUUCAAUUCCCCGUCUCGCGUACCGCCCAUUUCGCCUUUAAGUAUUGCCACAGUAUCGACUUUCGGUGGCUGGAUAUCAGAGCGCGUGAACGAAGACGAUGCGGUGGAUGACAUCUUCAGUUCGCAUAAUGAUGUGAAUUCGGCUCGGAGGCCCUCAGGAAAUACCUCCAGUCAUCACAUUCAGUCCGUUACGCCGUCGCGACACGAGUACACAAUUCCCAAGCCACCCUCAGUCAGCCUCACUGGAAGCCUCCGCCGUGGUCUUGACACCGGCAUACACCCGUUGCGCAUGAACCCGCCGUCACCUUCGCCCUCGCUUUCAGUUGAAGCGACAAACACACAGGAUCGACAAACUUCUACCAUUACUCUAUCACCAAGCCCCAGCAAGAUUCUGUUACCAUCGACUCUGAGCUUUGAUGACACAGCCUCAAAAGUCUCUCGAGAAACUAUCAGCACCCGACGCAGUCGCCGCACACUCCUCGAGGUGAACAUCGAGGCGGCCAACAAUGACAUUAGGCCCCACGACGAGGAGUUUGAGCAGAAGAAAGAGGAGCCGGUGGGAAUCGGAGCCGGGAAACUGGUGUCUGUUGACAAGCACUGCUCGUUCCCACGCGAUGUCGGCUAUGUUGAAGCUAUGCGUCUUUGGUAUGAAGAUAAAGAGAAUGAAGCAUUGGAGACCUGUCACCGUCAUCGCAAGGAUGCGAGGAGGGCUGGAACUGCCAGUUGUGCACUGACGAGUAUGAAUGCCAAUCAGCGGCUUUAAAUGGGCUGAUAACUCUGCAUGGAGGCGAAGCGGAUGCUGGGAUAUUCUGCGGACGCGCGGCUUAGAUCGAGAGCAAGGUGAAG